AGCAUAAAUAGGCACCAGCACAGCACGGUGCCAGACACACGGCGCAGCCAACCAACAGCAGGGCAGCCUUCCCCGCACGCGUGGCACCGCUCCGGGUACACUCAGCAUGGCAGAGCCUUCGCUGCCCCUCUCCUUCCUCUGUCUCCUGGCUUUGUCCUCCGCCUGCUACAUCCAGAACUGCCCCCGAGGUGGCAAGAGAGCCCUGGGUGAUACAGCCCUGCGACAGUGUCUGCCCUGCGGACCCGGGAACAGGGGUCGCUGCUUUGGGCCUGGGAUCUGCUGCGGUGCAGAGCUGGGCUGCUACCUGGGCACAGCAGAGACACGGCGCUGCGCAGAGGAGGACUAUGUGCCUUCACCAUGCCAGGCUGGUGGGCAGCCCUGCGGCUCCGGUGGGCGCUGCGCUGCCAACGGUGUCUGCUGCAGUGCUGACACAUGUGCCAUGGAUGCCGUGUGCCUGGAGGAGGGCAGUGAGCAGGCAGAAGAGGCAGCAGAGAAGAACCUGACAGUGCUGGAUGGUGCAGCUGGGGACCUGCUGCUGCGGCUGAUGCACUUGGCCAACAGGCAGCAGCAGGGCAAGCAGCCUGGCCUCUGAGCAGCCAGGACAUCAGAAGGCCUCGUUGUAAAUAGCAGAUCUAAUAAAGUCCUCUUGCACUGUG
Messenger RNA from Coturnix japonica (Japanese quail), 656 nucleotides. RefSeq names its product vasotocin-neurophysin VT. Gene Ontology annotation, molecular function: neurohypophyseal hormone activity. Lineage: Eukaryota; Metazoa; Chordata; Aves; Galliformes; Phasianidae. Gene Ontology annotation, cellular component: extracellular region; secretory granule. The record is from RefSeq and is a predicted model, not a curated record.